Acanthopagrus latus (yellowfin seabream) is the source of this 2198-nucleotide messenger RNA. Its product is annotated as neuronal acetylcholine receptor subunit alpha-9-II. Gene Ontology annotation, biological process: regulation of membrane potential; monoatomic ion transmembrane transport; nervous system process. The transcript has 6 exons. NCBI's taxonomy places the organism in Eukaryota, Metazoa, Chordata, Actinopteri, Spariformes, Sparidae. Bases 367 to 2040 code for a protein of 557 amino acids. Gene Ontology annotation, cellular component: synapse; neuron projection; postsynaptic membrane. Gene Ontology annotation, molecular function: acetylcholine-gated monoatomic cation-selective channel activity; transmembrane signaling receptor activity. The record is from RefSeq and is a predicted model, not a curated record.
UGAAGCAGGCCGACAAGCCCACCUGUCUGCAGGGCCGUUGACUGACAGGUGAAUAGCCCAGUGUGUGGUGGGGCAGCGGUGAUGGUGGGGCAUCCUGUUUCUCUCGGUCUGCUGCUGCUGCUAUGUGAUAGCCGGAGUUUUAUUCCCUGUCUCAGGCAGCAGACAUGCUGCCUCCCCUGCCAAGCGGCAAGUGCUGGCCUGAGGACGAGCAGGUGAAACGGUGCCCCGCUAUCUGCAGCUGAGUUCAAUCGGGGUUGAACGAGCAUCAUGUAGGCCUGAUAGGGAUGAAACCAAAGCACCGUUAGAUUGCUCGUCGCCGCGACCUUUUUUUCCCCCUCUUCCUUUUUCUUCUCGGGGUGUCCGAAAAUGCUCGAGAUGAUCCCAAUAAUCUGUCUGGCGAUGCUGCUUCCUGAAGUGGCUCAGUCAGCCGAGGGCCACUACGCCCACAAGCUCCUGAAUGACUUGAUGGAGAAUUAUUCCAGCGCCCUGCGGCCUGUGGAGGACACAGACCUGGCCCUCAACGUCACCUUACAGAUCACCCUCUCUCAGAUCAAAGACAUGGAUGAGAGGAACCAGGUGCUGAUUGCCUACCUGUGGAUCAGACAGACAUGGAAUGAUGCGUACCUGAAGUGGAAUAAAGAGGACUAUGACGGACUGGAGGUGAUCCACAUCCCCAGCAGCCUGGUGUGGAGGCCAGACCUCGUCCUCUAUAACAAAGCCGACGAUGACUUCUCCGGGCCGAUGGACACCAACGUGAGACUGCGCUACAACGGAGAGAUAACCUGGGAUGCUCCCGCCAUCACCAAGAGCUCCUGUGUGGUGGACGUCUCCUACUUCCCGUUUGACAGCCAGGAAUGUAACCUGACCUUUGGAUCCUGGACCUACAAUGGCAACCAGGUGGACAUCAUUAUGGGCAUGGACAGUGGUGACCUUUCAGACUUUGUGGAGAACGUGGAGUGGGAGUGCCAAGGGAUGCCUGCCACCAAGAAUGUCAUCAUGUACGGCUGUUGCUCCGACCCGUACCCAGACAUCACUUACACUGUGCUCCUGCAGCGCCGCUCCUCUUUCUACAUCUUCAACCUCCUCCUCCCAUGCUUCCUUAUCUCCUUCUUGGCCCCUCUGGGUUUCUACCUGCCUGCAGACUCUGGGGAGAAGGUUUCCCUCGGAGUGACCGUUCUUCUGGCUCUCACUGUCUUCCAGCUAAUGGUGGCUGAGAGCAUGCCCCCAUCAGAGAGUGUGCCCCUUAUAGGUAAGUACUACAUUGCCACUAUGACCAUGGUCACAGCCUCCACAUCUCUCACCAUCUUCAUCAUGAACAUCCACUUCUGUGGUGCAGAGGCCAAACCAGUCCCCCACUGGGCAAAAGUCCUCAUCAUCGACUACAUGUCCAAGAUUUUCUUUGUUUAUGAAGUGGGUGAGAACUGCACCUCCCCCUCCUCCACCUCUUCCUCUUCGUCCUCCCACUUCCCCCAGGAAGACAUCCGUCACCAGCACCUCGGCUCCCACGUUCAUGCGAACGGUAAACCAGGCAGCCACAGUGGCCAACAGGACUGGCAGAGUCACAGAUACCCCAGACCGCAGACCCCCAAGCCACAGCACCAUCCCAGAGUGAAGGCCCAGCACCACAUCAAGAGAGACGAAAGGAGCCACCUCUCCAGCUAUGCACCUGGGAAAUAUGAAGGCUCUAAUGGGAAAAUCGCUACAGGUGACUGCUGUAAAGAAGACCAGAAGGUCCCCUGCUGCCCCGAAGACCAGAAGCUUCCCUGCUGCCCUGAAGAUAAAAAGCCUCUACCUCCGGGCCCCACUGUGACCUUUGGCCCCUGUGUGUUCUGCAGCCAUGGCAGUGGCAUACCGGCUGUGGACAACAAGCUGGUGCGCAACGUCGAAUAUAUCGCCAACUGUUUCCGAGAGCAGAGGGCCACAUGCGCCAAAGGGGCAGAAUGGAAGAAGAUCGCUAAGGUGAUGGAUAGAUUCUUCAUGUGGAUCUUCUUCAUCAUGGUUUUCCUCAUGAGCAUCCUCAUCAUUGGGAAGAAACCGUGAGCGAGCGGUGCUGCUUUUCGACAUUUGACUCGUUAAACUCUCUAGGGUCAAAUAAAAAGGAACUAUUUUGUGUUUUAUAAACAUGUUGUACGAUGAUGUGGCUUUUUUCUGUAUUAAUGACAGUAUAGAUUACAGUGAUUUAAAAAUAAACAAAUUUA